AUGUCUACUCAAUCUCAAUACAUGGCUCACACUAAUGACGGUGAUCAACGUAACGCAUCCCAGAAAGAUAUAGACGCCCAAAAGCCAAAUAGAUACGAAGCAGGUAAAGAAGGAUCACAUUUAAACAAUGAUUCAAAAGAUGGUAGAUCGAUUGCGAAUCGAUUAGAAUCAGAAUUGCGAAAGAAUGAAGAUGAAGAUCAUAAUCCGGAUCCAAAUAUCCCUGACAAAGGUCAAAAUCCAACUGAUUUAGCUAAGGCUCAUGGUAAUAAACCUAGUAAAGGAGCUAUGAUUGAUGAACAAAUCAAAUUGGAGGAAGAAGCCGAGGUUAGUUUCUUCUGA
Messenger RNA from Melampsora larici-populina 98AG31, 339 nucleotides. RefSeq lists its product as uncharacterized. The coding region runs from base 1 to 339 and encodes 112 amino acids. The transcript has 3 exons. The record is from RefSeq and is a predicted model, not a curated record. Lineage: Eukaryota; Fungi; Basidiomycota; Pucciniomycetes; Pucciniales; Melampsoraceae.